GUAAACUUGAAUGGUAUGUAGUUGGUACAUGCAACACUCGUUAUUAGUUGUUGAAUAAGCGAGCAACGGCUUCCAAAUUUUUUUUUGCAUACGGAAAGUUACGUUACUAAACAUAAAACGAAAUUAUAAGAUCAGCGUAAAUAAUUGGAAAAUGGGUUACACCAAAGUGGAAGAUGUGCUACAAGAUUUAGGUGGAUACUCCAAAUAUCAGAAAUGGUUGUCAUUGGCUCUGAUAUUUCCCCAAUUUCCCACUGCGUUGAUAGUUCUUUCACCGAUAUUUACGGGGACGAGUAACGUUCCGUUAUUAUGUCCAACCAGUUCCAUCAGACACAAUUCAACAGACGCUUGCAUCAACGCUCUGAAUUGCACAGACGAUUCCGAAAAUUUUGAAUUCGUUUCAAUUGUACAAGAGUGGAAUCUAGUGUGCUCGAUGAGCUGGGUCACUGAUACAAUAACCAGUUUCCAAAUGUCGGGAAUGAUGAUCGGAGCUUUUGUUUCCUCAAUAUUUUCAGAUACAUACGGACGGAAGAAAUGCUUUAUCAUACAGACGUUUUUAAUGGGCUUGCUAGGAAUGGCUCCAGCAUUAGCAUCUGGACCUUGGUCGUAUGCUGUAGCUAGAUUUUUUGCUGGAUUUAGUGUCGGAGCAACAUUUGUCGUUUACUUAUCACACCUAACGGAGUUUCUCGUUCCUUCAUGGAGAAAUAUAUGCGGAGCCUUAAGCUUCUAUCCUAUUGCAGAAAUGGUAUUGCCGCUUCUAGCUUGUUUAAUUGGAAGCUGGCGACUUCUAACAUUUGCAACAGCAAUUCCAGCUUUGUUCCUCCUUGCUUUCUAUCGCUUCAUCUUAGAGAGCCCGCGAUGGCUUCUAGUUAAAAAUCGUCCAGACGAGGCACACAAAGUUUUUGAAAAAAUCGCUGAGUGGAAUUCAAAGCCAGUACCACGCCUUGACGAAAUUAAAGAACUGCAAUCGGUCAUUUUGAAACAAGAAACGGCGGCACUGAGUGGCCUCAAGGCAAUGAAAACCAUCAUGAAAAAUCAAACGCUUCGACGAAACUUAAUCAUCGAAACAUUUUGUGUUGUAACGUGUGCGAUUGUCUUCUACGGAGUUUCGUUCAAUGCGAAAAAUCUCGGUGGCAAUAAAUACCUGAACGUCUUCUACAUGGGUGUGCUGGAUUUUGUCGCAAGUCCUGCGUCUAUGCUUUUCUCCAACUGUAUGGGGAGGCGAAAAACGUUCAUGAUUUUUAUGUUUAGCGGUACAACGUUUAUGAUAGCAAUUGUAUUCCUUUUAAUGCUAAAUCCAUACGGUUCAUCCAGUCCAAUUAUUGUAAUCGCUUUAUCGCUUGGUGGUCGAUUUUUUAUAGUCGCUGGUUGGAGUGGAUUAAAAGUAAUGAUUCUAGAAACGUCGCCUACAAAUCUACGAGCCACAUGUAUAGGCUUAACCGUAUUUGCUGGAUAUUUCGGAGGAGUUCUCUCUCCACAGCUUGCCACAUUGGCGACAGUUUCACCUGCUCUACCGUACAUAAUUCUAAGUUCUAUGACUGUAUUAUCGUCGAUAUUUUCAUGGUUUUUGUCGGAAAUGCUCGAAAAACCGCUAACAGAUACAAUGGAAUUGGAUGUUAGAGUAGCUGAUAAGAAUCGUGAUGAGCAGUAAAGACAGACAUGGUCGGAAAGUGUAAACAUAAAGUAUUUUUUGAAAUUUGUUAGACUUAAAGAAAUAUAACGAAGCACUUGA
This is a messenger RNA of Bradysia coprophila, 1729 nucleotides long. RefSeq names its product organic cation transporter protein-like. Gene Ontology annotation, biological process: transmembrane transport. The record is from RefSeq and is a predicted model, not a curated record. Gene Ontology annotation, molecular function: transmembrane transporter activity. Gene Ontology annotation, cellular component: membrane. NCBI's taxonomy places the organism in Eukaryota, Metazoa, Arthropoda, Insecta, Diptera, Sciaridae.